AUGGAAUGGGCCGAUGACGUCGUCAACCGGCCGCGACGCCCCAAUGCAGGGAGUCGCCUGCAAGAACUGCUGGCGAAUGGCUUGGAUGAAGAAGAGGAGAAGGCGCUGCGGGCGCUGAGCGACGCCUCCUCCGACACAAGCUUCACCCUCAGUAGUGACGAGGAGACGGUGGACGAGGUUGAGAGCGACUUCGACGCCGAGGAGGUCGGUGGCACGCUGGAGGGGGAGGAUGUGGAAACGGAGGCCUUAGUGCGCCGUGCAGAGCGGCAGGAGCGGCAGCUGGAGCGCCGGAAGAAGCUACAGCGCUCACAGAACUUCUCCAAGGUGGCGGCGCGUGAUCGAGCGCAGCGACUGCAAAGCACGAAGAGGCAGGAGAAGCGACAGCGCGGUACGGACGAGGCCGACCGAGUUCCUCGACAGCGGCAGCCGCGCAAAGAUGGAGCCGUCCCUGAGAACGAUGACGAGGACAGGGAGGAAGAGGAUGACGAGGACGGGAGCGACGACGCCAUUGACCUGCGCCAGCGGGUGCGGCAUCGGCCAGUCCCCACAAUACCGUGCAGCCAGCGUCUAGCGGAGGCGCACGCGCGUGCCGCGGCGUUACGGGCCGCGCAGGCUGCCGCAGAAAUCCCAAGGGAUGGUAACGCUGAAGGCGGCAGCAUUAGCGGCGGCGCCGGCGUCAUGCACACCCAUCGGGGAUUUAACGUGUUAAAGACGCGGCAACGGGCUCGGCGUCGGCAGCACAACAGCAGCAGCACUACGGGGCAGUCUGCGUGGGAAGCGAGGGUGGCGCUGUCUGCACUAGUAGAGGGCACCAUGUCGGAGCCGAUGCCAGUGUGUGUGUCUCCACGCAUUGCACUCUACGAAGGCAUCCCGCAACGAGUGGGGUACAGCAGCGGGGCGUCCGUGCUUCAGUGCUUCCGCGUCCCCACUGUCGUAUCCUUUUCAACUGCACUGCCCCCAGUGCUGCAGCCCUGA
This is a messenger RNA of Leishmania mexicana MHOM/GT/2001/U1103, 975 nucleotides long. RefSeq lists its product as hypothetical. The transcript has a single exon. Bases 1 to 975 code for a protein of 324 amino acids. The record is from RefSeq and is a predicted model, not a curated record. NCBI's taxonomy places the organism in Eukaryota, Euglenozoa, Kinetoplastea, Trypanosomatida, Trypanosomatidae.